Molecule: messenger RNA, 687 nt
Organism: Aspergillus ibericus CBS 121593
Lineage: Eukaryota; Fungi; Ascomycota; Eurotiomycetes; Eurotiales; Aspergillaceae
Exons: 3
Coding region: 8-565 (185 amino acids)
Biological process (GO): regulation of DNA-templated transcription
Molecular function (GO): DNA-binding transcription factor activity, RNA polymerase II-specific; zinc ion binding
Source: RefSeq, a predicted model, not a curated record
CAUCAAUAUGCGAGGCUCUGCCGAUAACCGAACGAUGGACGGUGUAUGGACCUGCCAGUUUUGCACUGCCGUCUUCCAUCGCUUAGACCAUCACAAGCGACAUACAGCUACCCACAGCGCGGAGAAGCCCUUCAAAUGUGGAUUCUGCGGCUCUCAGUACAAACGAGGAGACGUCCUGCGACGACACUGGAAAUCUUGCUCCGCUCGUAUACGCACUGGCCAGGCCAUCCCCGGGCCUCGCAUAGGCGGCAAAGAACGUCAUGCAUGUGAUGCCUGCGCAAAGCUUAAGAAGUCCUGCGAUGGGGGGCAACCAUGUAUCGAAUGCUCCACACGACGGAAGCCCUGCACGUAUCUGCGGCUCCAAGACAGUGGAGGACUCCCGCGCAGCCAGGGCACGGACUCCGCUCUGAACGAGAAGCCAUUGCCCCCAGAGUCGACCCAUCCAGUGCCGGCUCCGGAACUCUCCACAUGGAAUCUUGGGCCUCAGACGUUCUACCCGGAUCGUGAGGCUCGCCUGAGGGCUUAUAGACUACGUAACAUUGUCCUGGACGAGGGACAGAGUUAAGCUCAUCGUCUAGAUGGUUGAAAAGUGCACUUAGGAGGAAGACGGGACUCUCACGAGCAUGGAAGAAUCAAUCACUGUAUAUAAACAUUUUGCAUAGAGAAGGAGCCUGAACUUCACUUACC